AUGGGUGUCGGAACAUUCUUUCACUACUUCGGCACGGUGCUGCUGCUUGCCGCCACGGCGCUCCUCAUCGUCGUGUCCGUGACUGCGCCCGUCGUCAACGACCUCUCUCUCCUGAAGAUCAACUUCAGCGGCAGCAGCUCUGUCGACAGAAUAACAUUUGGUACCUUUGGUUACUGCAUCCAAAAUGCAAACGGACACGAUGCAUGCACCCACUCUCACAUCGGCUACGAGGGCACCGACGCCUUGACCCAGGUCACCUCCCUCAACUUCUCAAAGUCCGACCGCGAUGGCUUCAGGAUUCUCACAAAGGUCAUGAUCCUGCACCCCAUCGCCGCCGGCCUCACCUUCUUGGCCUUCCUCCUCUGCCUGGGCACCAGCUUCCUCGGCUCCUUUGUCGCGUCCUUCUUCUCCUUCCUGGCCUUUGUCGCCACCGUCAUCGCCAUGGCCUGCGACUUUGCCGGCUUCGAGAUCAUCAAGCACGCCGUCAACACCAGGGGCCCUGCCAACGUCGAGGCCCACUGGGGACCUGCCGUCUGGUGCAUUCUGGCUGCUGCGGCGCUGACGCUGAUUGCGACCAUCUUGGUGUUUGUCACUUGCUGUGCCGGUCGUGUCAAGAACCGCCGCACUCGUCGCAGCAAGUCCGAGUACUAA
Trichoderma reesei QM6a is the source of this 651-nucleotide messenger RNA. RefSeq lists its product as uncharacterized. The record is from RefSeq and is a predicted model, not a curated record. The transcript is spliced from 2 exons. Bases 1 to 651 code for a protein of 216 amino acids. Gene Ontology annotation, cellular component: plasma membrane; growing cell tip; cell division site. Lineage: Eukaryota; Fungi; Ascomycota; Sordariomycetes; Hypocreales; Hypocreaceae.